GCCAAGGCAGGCAACAGUAGGUCUCUUCCCCAGGGCAGUUGCUAUUGCUACUGUCUCCAGUCCCAGAUCCACCCGCCCGCACCGCCGCGCGCACCAUGGAUCCACCUCGGCGGCCGUUCCACCUCGGCCUCGCCGCCCUCCUCCUCCUGAUCCUCGCGGCCUGCCCCGCCGCGCGCGCGUGGAAGAAGGACGAGUUCCGCAACUGCAACCAGACGCCCUUCUGCAAGCGCGCGCGGGGCCGCGCCCCGCACUCGCUCGACGCGCCGCUCUCCCUCGCCGCCGGCUCCCUCUCCGUCUCCCCCGAUGGCUCCAUCUCCGCCGAGGUCUCCCACCAGUCCCGCCCGCGGCCCCUCGUGCUCCGCCUCUCCGCGCUGCCCCGGGGAGCGCUCCGCCUCCAGAUCGACGAGGACUACUCCACCAGUCCGCCGCGGCACCGCCGGUUCCACGUCCCCGACGUUCUCCUUCCGGACGUCGAGGCCCGCAUGCUCCACCUCCCUGAGCCCAAGACCGCCGGCGGCGUCUCCACCGUCUCGCUCUCCUCUGACCUCGACGUCGUCGUCAAGCACGAUCCGUUCGAGCUCACCGUCCGCCGCGCCGGGUCUGGCGAUCCCGUGCUCUCCUUCAACUCCCAUGGCCUCUUCGACUUCGAACCGCUGCAGGAGUCGAAGCCAGAGAACGAGACGUGGGAGGAGCACUUCCGGAGCCACACUGACACGUGCCCCCGCGGCCCGCAGUCCAUCACCUUCGACCUCUCCUUCCAUGGCGCCGACUUCGUGUACGGCCUCCCCGAGCACGCCUCCACCUCGCUUGCCCUCCGCCCCACCCGGGGCCCAGGGGUCGAGGACUCCGAACCCUACCGCCUCUUCAAUCUCGACGUGUUCGAGUUCCUCCACGACUCGCCCUUCGGGUUGUAUGGUUCGAUCCCCUUCAUGAUUGGGCACGGCGCUCGGGCGUCGUCAGGGUUCUUCUGGCUCAACGCUGCGGAGAUGCAGAUCGACGUGCUUGCACCAGGGUGGGAUGGGGCCACUGCCCCGGAGAAUGGCCGGAUCGACACGCUGUGGAUGGCUGAGGCUGGUGUGGUUGACGCGUUCUUCUUUGUUGGUUCUGAGCCCAAGGAUGUGGUCAAGCAGUACACAAGUGUGACAGGCACACCCUCAAUGCCGCAGCAGUUUGCAGUUGCGUAUCACCAGUGCCGGUGGAACUACCGGGACGAGGCAGAUGUUGCUGGAGUGGAUGCUGGUUUUGAUGAGCAUGAUAUUCCAUAUGAUGUGAUUUGGCUCGACAUUGAGCAUACAGAUGGCAAGCGGUAUUUUACAUGGGACCGUUCAACCUUCCCAAACCCAGAGGAGAUGCAGCGGAAGAUAGCAGAUAAGGGGAGGAAAAUGGUCACGAUCGUUGAUCCUCAUAUCAAGCGGGACAAUUCGUUCCACCUCCAUCAGGAGGCAACUGAGAAGGGAUACUAUGUGAAAGAUGCGACCGGGAACGACUAUGAUGGAUGGUGCUGGCCUGGAUCAUCUUCCUAUCCUGAUAUGCUGAACCCUGAGAUACGUGAGUGGUGGGCUGACAAGUUCACCUAUGAAAACUACAAGGGAUCAACUCCAACACUGUACAUUUGGAAUGAUAUGAAUGAGCCAUCUGUCUUCAAUGGCCCUGAGGUCACCAUGCCUAGGGAUGCAAUACAUUAUGGAGAUGUUGAACACCGAGAACUGCACAAUGCAUAUGGAUACUACUUCCAUAUGGCUACCGCAGAUGGGCUUCUCAAGCGAGGCGAGGGGAAAGACAGACCCUUCGUUUUGUCAAGGGCCUUCUUUGCCGGAAGUCAACGGCAUGGUGCAGUUUGGACAGGCGACAACUCUGCAGAUUGGGACCACCUUAAAUCUUCUAUUCCGAUGGUUUUAACUCUUGGUCUUACUGGCAUGACUUUCUCUGGUGCGGAUGUUGGUGGAUUCUUUGGAAAUCCGGAACCUGACCUAUUGGUGCGUUGGUACCAAGUGGGAGCAUUUUAUCCUUUCUUUAGAGGUCACGCUCAUCAUGACACCAAGAGACGUGAGCCAUGGUUGUUCGGAGAGCGAAGAACUGCCCUCAUAAGGGAGGCAAUACAUAUGCGGUAUUCAUUGUUGCCCUACUAUUACACACUGUUCAGAGAGGCUAGUGUAAAUGGCAUUCCUGUUAUGCGUCCUUUGUGGUUAGAAUUCCCUAAUGACAAAGAAACAUAUAACAACGGUGAGGCGUUUAUGGUUGGGCCAAGCCUUUUGGCCCAAGGAAUAUAUGAAGAGGGCCAGAAAUCGGUGUCGGUCUACCUUCCUGGGAAGGAGUUAUGGUAUGACUUGAGAAAUGGAUCUCCAUACAAGGGAAGUGUGUCGCAGAGGCUACAAGUUUUAGAGGACAGCAUACCCAGCUUCCAAAGGGGUGGUACAAUUGUGCCAAGAAAGGACAGAUUCAGGCGUAGUUCUACUCAGAUGGUGAAAGAUCCAUACACCCUGGUGAUAGCCCUUAAUAGCUCAAGUGCUGCAGAAGGCGAACUUUAUGUGGAUGAUGGGAAAAGUUAUGAUUACCAGCAAGGGGCAUUCAUCUAUCGCCGCUUUGUAUUUGCAGACAAUAAGCUAACUUCAUUCAAUAUUGCACCUGAUAAUUUGGGGAAGAAGAAAUUUACAACUGAGUGCAUGAUUGAAAGAAUUAUAAUCCUCGGCUUAUCAUCAGGAGCAAAGAAGGCUAUUAUGGAACCUGGAAGCCAAGAAGUGGAAAUUGAAUCAGGACCGAUUAGUUUGAGGAGUGGUUCCAGCCUUGUUGCACCAACAAUCCGGAGGCCCAACGUUCGCAUUGUGGACGAUUGGACAAUAAGGAUAGUAUAAGAGGUAGACCUUUCACAUCUGGAGCCUGAUGUCUCUUUUGGUCGCUGUCAGGUUAUAAAAUUAGGCCAACGUUAGAAGAUUUGUUGUGGCCUCAUAAGCAUUGUGUGUGGUAGUGCAAAUCAUUAUGUUUUUGUGGCCUCAAAUUUCUGCAUGUAACUGGAAUGCAUGCUGUCCUGACUACCAAUGUUGACAUAAAUCGAGACAGAAUUUGCUGAUGUAUAUUUGUAGCUUUGGUACAUUACAAGUCGAAUUCUUGGUCUUGCAAAAAAUAUAUGAAUUCCUCGAGAACAUUACGAAGU
This is a messenger RNA of Phragmites australis (common reed), 3151 nucleotides long. Its product is annotated as probable glucan 1,3-alpha-glucosidase. The transcript has 6 exons. The record is from RefSeq and is a predicted model, not a curated record. NCBI's taxonomy places the organism in Eukaryota, Viridiplantae, Streptophyta, Magnoliopsida, Poales, Poaceae. Bases 96 to 2852 code for a protein of 918 amino acids. Gene Ontology annotation, biological process: N-glycan processing; carbohydrate metabolic process. Gene Ontology annotation, molecular function: carbohydrate binding; alpha-glucosidase activity.